This is a messenger RNA of Phyllostomus hastatus (greater spear-nosed bat), 1691 nucleotides long. It is a transcript of the gene MRPS5, whose product is annotated as mitochondrial ribosomal protein S5. Gene Ontology annotation, molecular function: RNA binding; structural constituent of ribosome. Gene Ontology annotation, biological process: translation. NCBI's taxonomy places the organism in Eukaryota, Metazoa, Chordata, Mammalia, Chiroptera, Phyllostomidae. Bases 205 to 1542 code for a protein of 445 amino acids. Gene Ontology annotation, cellular component: ribosome. The transcript has 13 exons. The record is from RefSeq and is a predicted model, not a curated record.
CCCUGCCAGGUUGUCCGCAGCCGCGCCGGUCUUUUUCCACCCUGGUGCAGGUCCACAGGGUCUCCCACUCGGGGCUGCGUAGCGGCACGGCCGUCUGGCCUCGGGAAUUCAGUCGCGAGGAGCAGAGGUCCGCCGUGCUACGAGCCGCAGUUCCCGCAGGCGGUGGGGAGGGCUGCCUGGACGGGGCGCUGUUGGGGCUCCAACAUGGCGGCGGCGGUUCGCGCUGCAGGCUUCCUCCCUGCGUGGUGCGGCACGCCAGUGGGUCAUUUAUGGUGCAGGCAGCUUUACAUCAACACCUUUCCAAUAGCUUCUACUUUGGUGUUGAAGACUGUUCUCAGUAAUGGUUCUCCACCAAAAUGCAAAAGCUCAAGCAUGUUUACUUUAUCCAGUCCUUUGUCGUCUCCAGGAACCAGAGACAGUUGUCCUUUCAGCCACUUGACCCGUGCGCUACAGACACAAUGCUGGACUUCUUCUCCCAGCAAUCCGAUGUACCAGCAGUAUAGAUCCUAUAGUUUCUUCACCAAAUUGACAGCCGAUGAGUUGUGGAAAGGUGCUUUAGCAGAGACUGGUGCUGGAGCAAGAAAAGGAAGAGGCAAGAGAACUAAGAAAAAGAGAAGAAAGGAUUUGAACAGGGGUCAGAUCAUCGGUGAAGGGCGUAGUGGCUUCCUAUGGCCUGGUCUGAAUGUCCCUCUUAUGAGGGAUGGAGCUGUGCAGACCAUUGGCCAAAGAAGCAAAGAAGAGCAGGAGAAGGUAGAAGCUGACAUGAUCCAGCAGAGAGAAGAGUGGGACCGGAAGAGGAAGAUGAAGGUUAAGCGGGAGCGAGGCUGGAGUGGAAACUCGUGGGGAGGUGUCAGUCUUGGCCCCCCCGACCCUGGUCCCAAUGGAGAAACAUAUGAUGAUUUUGAUACCAGGAUACUGGAGGUACGAAAUGUUUUCAAUAUGACAGCAAAAGAGGGAAGAAAGAAAUCAGUCCGUGUCCUGGUGGUUGCGGGGAAUGGCAGAGGAGCUGCAGGUUUUGCUGUUGGGAAAGCCACUGAACGGUCAGACGCCUUCAGGAAAGCGAAGAACAGAGCCAUUCACUAUUUGCAUUAUAUAGAACGAUAUGAAGACCAUACAAUAUUCCAUGACAUCUCUUUAACAUUUAAAAGGACACAUAUCAAGAUGAAGAAGCAACCCAGAGGCUAUGGACUCCGCUGUCACCGAGCCAUCAUCACCAUCUGCCGUCUCAUUGGCAUCAAAGACAUGUACGCCAAGGUCUCGGGGUCCCUCAACAUGCUCAACCUCACCCGGGGCCUCUUCCAUGGACUCUCUCGCCAGGAAACCCACCAGCAGCUGGCUGAUAAGAAGAGUCUCCACGUUGUGGAGUUCCGGGAAGAAUGUGGCCCUCUGCCCAUCGUGGUCGCCUCGCCCCAGGGGGCCUUGAGAAAGGAUCCAGAGCCAGAAGAUGAGGUUUCAGACAUCAAACUGGACUGGGAGGAGGUGAGGGCAGCGCAGGGGAUGAAGCGCUCUGUGUGGUCGAACGUAAAGAGAGGUGCCACCUGAACUUCCCUCGGCCUCACCAACCACAGUGUCAGUCAGCUCAGCACCUGGAGGAGACUCACUCUCAUACCUUGAAAGAAGAACGGGCUUUGUUGUUUUUAAGGAAGGACCAACUUGAACUUAUUUACCAACAAUAAAUAAUGACAACUUUA